Messenger RNA from Contarinia nasturtii (swede midge), 4842 nucleotides. RefSeq names its product chaoptin (gene chp). NCBI's taxonomy places the organism in Eukaryota, Metazoa, Arthropoda, Insecta, Diptera, Cecidomyiidae. The transcript is spliced from 23 exons. Bases 319 to 4299 code for a protein of 1326 amino acids. Gene Ontology annotation, molecular function: protein binding. Gene Ontology annotation, cellular component: extracellular matrix. The record is from RefSeq and is a predicted model, not a curated record.
UAGUAAGUGUACGGAAGCCGAUCAAAGAAGACGUACCGGAGUGUAUAACUUUACAAUUUAAACGAAGAACUUAGUGCUUGAGGAUUCCGUACUCUUCCCCCUGUUCCGUAUUGCGCGAAGGAGAACGACAAAUAAUAAAUAAUCAGUAAACAUUAUGGUUUGGUGAAUUGAUUCUCGAUUCAAUGUUCGAAAUCCAAAACAAUGUGUAAUUGGUUUCCCAGUGAAUUGGUUUGAAGGUAGACAUUUUUGAUUUUGGAUUAUAAAAUUUAUUUAAAAAGAAAUUAAUUGUGUGUGCGUGUAAAAUAGUUAAUUGUCAAAAUGAAUCAAGUGGAUGCUUUGAUACGAUUCGGCUAUGCACUGGUGAUUGUUACUAUGUUGCUUAUGAUUUGGGCAUCAUUGGCGGGUGCACGUGAAUUGGAAAAUAAUAAACAUCCACCGUGUCUGUUUAGCCCGUUGUGUACAUGUUCGAAAGCAUCACAAAAUGAUCUUGGUAUCAUUGAAUGCAAAAAUGUUCCCUAUCCAGCGAUACCAAGAACACUCAAUUAUUCAAAAGUGUUCAUGUUGCACAUGGAACGAACUGGUUUGCAGAAUAUACCGCCGAGUUUUUUACUAGGAACUGGGUUGUAUCGCAUUGAAAUAUCGCAUAAUCCAUUGGGCGAAGUAUUAGAAGGUGUAUUUGAUGGUUUGGAACGUUCGUUGUGGGAGCUAUCACUUCAUCAUAAUCAAUUGGUUGAGGUGCCAACGCGAGCCAUACGCAAUUUAAAAAAAUUGAAAUACUUAGAUUUAAGUGCCAAUCAAAUUGAUUGCAUCGAAAUUGAUUCAUUUUUUGGCUUAGAAGCUUCGCUCGAACGUUUAAUAUUGGCCGAUAAUGCGAUUGAUAGUUUACCACGUAAUGCAUUUUCAUCAUUGCCCAAAUUAGAUACAAUCGAUCUAUCGGGAAACAAUAUUGCAUAUCUCGAGCCAAAUAUCUUUGACGAUGGAAUGCCAUCGCUUGCAAAGCUAUUUUUAUCAAAUAAUGCAUUAGUCGAACUGCCAUACAAUGCGUUGGCCACAUUGAAAAAUCUUCGUGUGCUCGAUUUAUCGCAUAAUUUGAUUAAUUCAAUUCGCACCGAAAAUGAUGCGAUCACAUCGAAAUUAACAUUGGACAUGUUGCAUUUGGAAUUCAAUCGAAUUGAGGAAAUACCGACCGCAUCAUUUUCACACAUUGAUGUGGUCAAUGUAACCUAUUUGGAUGGUAAUCCAUUGACAACGUUGGGCGAACGGGCUUUUGAAUCGGCACGCAUACGUGAACUUUACAUUAGACAUUGUGGACUAAAUCUUAUUUCACCAGCUUCAUUCGAUGGGCUUAAAACACUGCAAAUUCUUGACAUAUCGGGAAAUAAUCUCACCGCUUUAGCAAAAGAUUUUUUACAAGGCUUCACUGAAUUCAGAGCACUAAAUAUCAAAGAUAAUAAAUUAAAAGACAUUCAAACAAAUGAAGUGUUUGCCGCAAUUCAAUCGACCAUUGAAAAAUUGGAUAUGAGUGGAGAAGGCAAUGUUCCGACUAGUUUAAAGAAUUUUAGCAUAAUGAAAAGCAUUCGAUCGUUAUCACUUGGAAAAUUAACAUCGAGCCAAUUGUCACCGGACGAUUUCGCUGAUUUUGGUGUAGAAUUGGAAGAUUUAAAAUUGGCACAUAGUUCAAUCGAUACGAUUAAAUCACAUGCAUUCAAAAAUGCACGAGGCAUUCGUCGACUUGAUCUUAGUGAAAAUAUUAUUAGUACAAUCGAAAACGAUGCAUUCACUGAGAUUGGACAUUCUUUAAUUUCACUAAAAAUUUCGCAUGGAUUUGCUGGUUCGUUUACAUCAUUUCCAGCGCAAUCGUUUCGCACAUUAACCUCAUUGCAAGAGCUCGAUUUGAGCAAUAAUCAAUUGAAAUCGAUUAGCGAUACAAGCUUUCAUUUUCUACAAAACUUACGAACGGUUGAACUCAAUGACAAUGUGAUUGAACGAAUAUCGAAAGGCACUUUUCAGGGCGAUAUUCAUUCUAAGUUGGAGACAUUGGCUCUACAUUUUAACAGCAUAAAGGCAAUUGAAGAGAGUACAUUUGCCGACCUAAAAGAGCUAACCAAACUGCAAUUGGAUGAUAAUCGUAUAACUACCAUAGAGAAACGGGCCUUCAUAGACCUAAAGAAACUGAAGUAUUUAUCACUCAGAGGGAAUAAAUUGGAAAUUAUAUCGGACGAAGCAUUUCAGAAUUUACCGGAAUUACAGCAUUUAGACCUGGCAUACAACUCCAUGGGCAUAUUUGAUUUCAAUAUAUGUGAUCAGGUUGGAACAUUAUCAUCUUUGCGUGUGAAUGCCAGCCAUAAUCGGAUUUCAGAAUUGUCAUUGAAUCAUUUAAACAGUAGUGCAAGUGGAAGACCCGAAGCCGCAAUAAAUUUGUGUCGUCACAUAGGAAACCCUUAUCAUUCGAAUAUUAAAGUAUUGGAUUUAUCGCACAAUGUUAUAACGGGCAUAAGUGUUCACUUUUUUCGACCAGCUGAAAAAUCGUUGACUCACUUAAAUUUGGCUCAUAAUCAGUUGACGAAUACAACACGCGAUGUAUUCGGAUACAUGCCUCUAUUGCAUUGGCUCGAUUUGUCACACAAUCGCAUUAUCGAAUUGGAUUUUGACAGUUUUUUUGGUUCGAAAAAAUUGCAGGUUCUUGAUCUGUCACAUAAUAGCAUAAGCGAAUUACCGCAAACCAUUUUCAAAACAAAUAAUGACCUAAGGAUUGUCAAUUUGUCACAUAAUAAUCUAAGAACAUUGUCCGAUAAUCUAUUCUCUGGCGGCGGUGUGGAAUCUUUGGAUUUAUCACACAAUUUGCUGACAAAAAUUCCGAGCAUGUCGCUGACAAAUGUGGCUGUGUUAGCACUAUGUAAUCUUGAUCUAUCGCACAAUGGAAUCGUUGCAAUACACAGCAUUGAUUUGUCAAAUAAAUUUCGUGCAUUGACGACAUUGGAUCUAUCGAAUAAUCGUAUAUUUCAACUUGAUGAUGCGGCAUUCACAACGCUACCGCAUCUAGCCUAUUUAGAUUUAUCGAAUAACAAUGAAUUAAUAAUUAUGGAUAAAGCAUUUUUGGGUCUGGAGGAUUGCUUAUUUACAUUGACCCUGAACAAUGUGUCGCUUACAUCGGUGCCAGAAUUGGCAUUACCCAGUUUGAGAGCAUUGCAUUUGUCGCGAAACUCAUUGCCAUUCAUUCCACAAGAAUUGGCAUACAAUUUAUCGUCAUUACGAUCGUUGGAUGUGUCGGGCAACGAUUUAACAGCUGUUCCCAGUGUAAUUCAUUCAUUGCCAAAAUUGAGGUCUUUGUCACUGGGAUCAAACCCCAUACAAGCGUUAAAAAACAAUACAUUUCGUGGACUUUUGGAUAAAAUCGAGCAUCUUGACAUUUCUAGUUUGCAUUUAAAUUUAUUUGAAAAUGGUGCAUUAGGUAAAUCAUCAUCGCUGCGUUCAUUACAAAUUUCACCGUAUUUGAACAUAGCCGAUUUUAAUAUACCGACAAUUGUGUCACAAUUGUUAAAUUUGCAAAAACUAUGCAUAAGUGCGCCGGAACCACAAAAAAUUACAACAGGACCAAAGGUCACCUAUAAAAGUGUCACCGCAACGGAUUUGCGUAAAGAAAUGACCGGUCGAUUGCCAUUAAAAUUACGUGAAAUUAUGAUAAGCGGCGAAGGAUUCACAUCGAUAUCGGAUACCAUUUUAAAUGGCGUUCAAUCAAAAUCACUUCAUUUGCAAUUAUUCAAUACAUCGAUUACAAGCAUACCGGAAAAUGCUUACCGUCAAUUAGGUCGAGUGCAAAAUAUCUCCAUAGAUGUGAGCAACAAUAACAAAGCGCUAACUAAACAAUUCAAUCCAAAUACGGCACAGCGGCCACUCGAAGCGGAACUUGUCUAUUUGACCGAUUUGAAAAUUGCUGGAAAUACAUUAAGUUGUGACUGCGAUGUUGGGUGGCUUGAGUAUUGGUAUCGAAAACAACGUCAAUAUGUUUGCCGUGCUCAAACAUGGACUGAAGAUGUUUUUGGUUCACCAAUUCAUUCGCCCGUUCACUCUUCAACCAAUAAACGAAGCGCAACAUCAUGUAACACCGACGAGAAUCGUUUUGAAAACGAAUUGCGUGAAGUGACAUGUUCAAAUAAACAAUCUCAACAAUUGAUUGAGGUACUUAAAUCAGACCUCGAGUGCGGAUGGAAUGGUGCAUCUUCGUUUACAAUCAACGCCAGUAUGUUCGAGAUUAUAAUGUGUGCUAUAUGCUGUGCAAUAGUUGGCGUUUGGAUCUGACUCCUUUUUUACUUGUUUCGCAUGUACAAUGAGUUUUAUAUACUUUUGGAACAAAUCUAUUCUGGUGUACACAACGAAGAUAAUCAAAACAAUUGCAAUAACAAUGACCGCAACGCAUCACCAGAAUCAGAAAUUUGUGAGGAAGCUGAAUGCAUCGAAUUGGAUACAUUUGAACAAACUGAAAACUAAUCAAAUCAGAAUCAUAAUAACAAUAAUAAAAAUAAUAUUAAUAUAGCUUCGAAGAUGGAAUAGCAAUAUACAAGUAGCAUUUAAUUUCAUAAAAAUCGCUUGAACCGUUCCAUAACCACAUCAAUUGAAUUGACGUUUUCCCGCUUAUCCAUGUAAUCAUAUCGCAUCGUUUGUUUUUUUUUUUUAUCAAAAUAAAGCAAUUUGUUAAAAUGAAAGCAAUACUCGAAGAAAAACAUAUUUCGUUAAAAAAAAUGAAAAUAAAUAUAAAUAAUUACUAUAGCGUAGAUGUUGUGUUCGUAUAUACAUUACCGUGUAUUUUUCUCUGUCUCUCUUUCAUUUGUAAUUGUAUCAAUU